Molecule: messenger RNA, 967 nt
Organism: Peromyscus maniculatus bairdii (prairie deer mouse)
Lineage: Eukaryota; Metazoa; Chordata; Mammalia; Rodentia; Cricetidae
Gene: Tex12
Product: testis expressed 12
Biological process (GO): synaptonemal complex assembly
Cellular component (GO): central element
Source: RefSeq, a predicted model, not a curated record
AGCAGGCACCGGCGCUGUGAAGGGAGCACGGCAGAAGGCGGGAGCGGCGGUGGCAGCACACGCCUGUGGUUCCAGCACUCGGAGCACGGGGACAGGGCGGUGGCUGCGGGUUUGAGUCCGGCCUCGGCCACCCGAUGGGCUCCAGGCUAGCUUGGUGUAUGUGUUUGUGCCUCCAGAGUAUGAUGGCAAACCACCUCGUAAAACCUGAUUCUAGAAACUGCAAGAGGUCAAGAGAAUUGGAGCCUCAGGUGUCAGAUAGUCCACAGGUACCCUCUCUUGAAAAAUCGGAUUCUUCUUUCUCUGAAUGUUCUGGACUCCUUUAUAAAGAGGAAACCCUGGAGAAGGAUUUGAGCGAUAUGAGCAAGGAAAUUAAUCUGAUGUUGUCUACAUAUGCAAAGCUUUUGAGUGAGAGAGCAGCAGUAGAUGCAUCUUACAUUGACGAGCUAGAUGGACUCUUCAAAGAAGCCAAUAUUAUUGAAAACUUUCUGGAACAAAAAAGAGAGUUCGUAAAGCAGAGGUUCACAUUGAUUACCAACACCCUGCACAAGUAAAGUGUCUUUACCAACUGAAAGUCCAUUCCUAUUAUUGCUGUAGUCCACUUGUUAAAGAAAAUAUAUGUAGUGAACUGUAACUUUUUCUAAUUUAAAGGGGGUUUUAACAUGAACAGUAAUAUGAAGUUUGUAAUCUUUCUUUUGAGGGUCAAAUAUUUGGCACAUUAUAUAAAAAUGUAAAUUAAAAAUUACAUGUGUUCUUUUUUCCUCCUUUACUCUUAAAUUGCUUAACCCUUCUUAAACUGUGAAAGAGGACUCUGUUAAUUUGAUUAUGUCUAACAGUAUUUGUUUAAAUAGCAGCUAAUUUUGGAGAUAGUUUUAAAAUGUUUUUCUUGGUUAGUAUUAUAAAAGAACAUUAAACAUUAAAGGUAAUUUGUCCAGUUUUUCAGCAUAUAAUAAAAUAUAACUGUGCUACU